CAAUGCUCUUCAGCUUUUUAAUAAACAUGCCUUUAGGAUGGAUUUACCACCACAUGACUUUGUUGAUAUCUCAAGGCAAAUUAUGACCAAAACAGGUGGACUUCCUUUAGCACUUGAGGUUAUCGGUACCUCACUUUAUGGCAAGAGCAAAAAGUUUUGGAAAGACACUUUGCAGAAGUUAGAGUUGGUGCCCAACCAGGAAGUCUUCAAUAAAUUAAAGAUUAGUUAUGACAUGUUGGAGCCUCACCAGAGAGAGAUCUUUCUUGAUAUCGCAUGUUUCUUCAUUGGGGAAGAUAGACUGGAUCUAUGCUAUAUAUGGAAAGCUUCCAACUAUUUUCCAAUGAGGGAACUACUUGUCCUUACUCGUAUGUCUUUGAUAAAGAUAACAAAAUAUGAUGGAUUGCGGAUGCAUGAUCAACUUAGAGAUCUUGGAAGAGAAAUUGUUCAGCGCGAGGACAUCAAUUUUCCAGGGAAGUGUAGCAGGUUGUGGGAGCCCAAGAUUGCCUUUGAUGUGGUUCAGAUGAAAGAGGGGACAGACAAAGUCAUAGCACUUAGAUUAACAAGACUUUGCAAGAACACAAGUUUCACAAGUGAAGAAUUUUCAAAGCUGCCCAAUCUAAGAUAUUUGGAAUUAGAGUGCAAGAACUUGGUAGGGGACUUUAAGAAUCUUCUCUCCAAGUUAACAUGGCUCUCUUGGAGUAAUUGCCCGUCAGAACUAAACACGACGAAUUUGUGUCUCGAGAAAUUAGCCGUGCUCAAGCUUUCGGGAAUUAACAUUACUGAAGAUUGGGUUGGAUGGGGGUCAUGCUUGAUGAGCGAGAACUUGAAAGUUAUAGAAAUUAACUCUAAGUCAGGCUUAAAGAGGACUCCUGACUUCUCAAAAUGUUUGAAUUUGAAGAGAUUGGUUAUUCGACAAAGUACAAACUUGCUAGUGCUUGAUGGCUCUCUCUCUAAACUAGAGCACCUGAAGCACUUGGAAAUCAUCUCUAACGGAUUCUCGAAGAGGGAUGAUUGUGACCUUUGUCCAGUGUCUUUUGUAUUCGGUAGUCUAAAAUCACUGUCAAAUCUGCAAAUAAGAGGGAUGCACUUGCGAGAACUUCAUCAUUCCAUUGGAGGAAUGACACAUCUAAAGUAUUUGUCUUUAGAUGAUUGUUCUUUGCUUAGAACACUUCCAGACUCCAUUGAAAAUCUUAAAAUGUUGAGGAGGAUGAGUUUUAAAGGAACUCCAAUAAAGAAGCUACCGAACACAAUAGGAAAAUUAGGAUCUUUGCUUGAGCUAUGGUUGGACCGGACAAAAAUAAAAAAAAUUACCUGUUUCUAUUGAGAAUCAUAAAAAGUUGAGGUACAUGGGCCUUAAUGAUACUCCUAUAAAGAAGCUACCGAACCAAAUAGGAGGGCUAGAGUCUUUGUUGUGGCUAAGUUUAGAAGGCAUGGUUAUCACAGAAUUACCUGCUUCUAUUGGAAAU
Molecule: messenger RNA, 1466 nt
Organism: Eucalyptus grandis
Lineage: Eukaryota; Viridiplantae; Streptophyta; Magnoliopsida; Myrtales; Myrtaceae
Product: disease resistance protein RPV1-like
Exons: 3
Coding region: 38-1324 (428 amino acids)
Biological process (GO): defense response
Source: RefSeq, a predicted model, not a curated record